Messenger RNA from Leguminivora glycinivorella, 887 nucleotides. RefSeq lists its product as uncharacterized. The record is from RefSeq and is a predicted model, not a curated record. The coding region runs from base 267 to 887 and encodes 206 amino acids. Lineage: Eukaryota; Metazoa; Arthropoda; Insecta; Lepidoptera; Tortricidae. The transcript has 8 exons.
AUUUAACUUCAAAGUAACUUUGUUCCUUUCCGUUUAGAGAAGAGAGUCCGACAAGCAAGCUGAAGAGCAAAUGCACGACGUUGGCCAAGGGCGCCAUCCAGGCCUCUCGCAGCCCGUACCUGGAGAUAGCCCGGUGGCUCUGGCAAGACGUAAAUGGCAGCCCGAAAAAGAUAACACUUGCCAAGGAGUCUGUGAGAGAGUUACCUGAAGUGAAGCGCCGUCGCGGAAUCUUAAAGAAGGUUCUAGAAGACGUGACGCUGGAUGGUAUGUGUUCAAUAGGAACAACCACAGAUAAGAAACAACCCACUCUAGACAGGAUACUGAAAGAAAAUCAUAUCUUCCUGAAGUACUCGAAGAGCUGCAAGUCGAAGAAGAAGCGCGUGCGCAUGGACAAGAAGCCGUCCUUCUUCUUCCCGCGGCGCGAGCGCGAGUGUGAGCCCGGCUCUGCCGAGUCGCUCCACGAAGCCACACCUCACAAGCCUAAGCGAGUCACUUUACCACCGAUUGACAAUGAUAACUCGUCAGAACAAUCAGAGGAGGACGCGAACCUCGAGCGUAAGCCGGCGCGUCUGAUCCUGCGCGCGUCGGCCGGCGAGCCGUCCGGCGGGCUGUCCGGCGGGCCGGACCCGUCUGACGUGUCGGACGCGUCGGACGAUGACAGCGAUCGGAGGUCCCAAAUCUCUAAGAGGUCCAGUGCUCCAGAGCUGAGCUGCGCAAACAAGCGCUCAAGACGUCCACUUCAGCGCCAGGUUCCUCAACUGAGUAUCCGUGCGGAGCCUAGCCAAGUUGCUCCUAAAAAGCCUCCCUGCAGGGUUCCCAAAGAACGACUUUAUUUCAAGAAUAUGACUAUAGCCGAGCCGAAGGCGAUACAGCCACAGAAUAUAUAA